This is a messenger RNA of Armigeres subalbatus, 2287 nucleotides long. RefSeq lists its product as uncharacterized. The coding region runs from base 79 to 2040 and encodes 653 amino acids. NCBI's taxonomy places the organism in Eukaryota, Metazoa, Arthropoda, Insecta, Diptera, Culicidae. The transcript is spliced from 5 exons. The record is from RefSeq and is a predicted model, not a curated record.
AGUACGGCUCGCUUCACAACACAUUUUCAAAACACGUUUAUCAGUAAUGCUACGCGCAUUACAGAAAAGAGUGCUAAAAUGAUCGCAAAUACGUUCACAAAGUAUACUAAAUAUACUUCGGAAGAGCUGGAAUCGUACGUGGCCGAUUCCAAUGCAUGUGUUCAAAAAUUGGAAUGGACAAACAUUGUUUCUGUGCUACCGAAAUACCUCGGUAAUAUCUGCGAAGGUGUGAGGGCAUGCUUGACCCUGAAGAUCGGCAAGUAUGACCGGAAGGUGGACGGAAUUAUUCUGGCGUUCAAAAACACCAAGAUACUCAGCCCUUUGUCUGCCAUACGUCCCAAUGGAGUCCGGGUUCACGUCAAGGUAUCAUCGCACUUCUACGUGUUUCGUCCCUUAUGUGGUGCCACGAUCGAAGGCACUAUCAAGUAUGUGUCGAAGAAUUACCUCAGCGCGGUCGUCUAUCGGGUCUUUAAUGUUACUAUCCGGGUGCGCAAGGAGAAACUGCAGGAGAUGAAGCAGGGAAGGGUGAUCAGUUUUUUAGUGAAAUCCUUCGACAUUAAGUGCGACCUACCAUUUAUUGAAGGAGAACUUAUUUCUUCUAUAACUGAUGAGCCAGAUGGGCAAUUGGAGUACGCUGGAGAAUGUGUGAUAAAGAAGGAAAAAUCAAAGACAAUAAAAUCGGAACCCUCGGAUUCUGAAGAUGAAGUCACAGAAAAGAUGAAAGGAAAUAGGAUAGCCAAACGAGAAUCUAAUUCAGUUCCACCUGAAAAUUUGAACAAUCCAAUUCCUGCCGGCGAAGAUUAUGAGUCUGACACGGAUAUCAAAUACUCAAUGAAACAUAUUUUGAGUAAUCUUGAAAAGGAAUUGAGUGAUGCCGCCGAUUCUGCUUCGGAAAAGAAUGCGUCAAAAAGUAAAAUGCAAGCUAAUUCGGUUGCACUGCACAAGAAGAUGAAAGUGAAAACAGAAAGUGUUGCUUCACAUAAGAAAAAAAGUAAACUAAAAUCUGUAACAAAUCGAGGCGCCCUGUCCGAUGAUGAGAUCAAGCAUUCAAUGAGAACUAUUUUGAGCAAUCUUGAAAAAGAACUUAGCGACGCUGCGGAUUCUGCUUCAGAAAAAGUUGUAACAAACAGUCGAGUACAGCCUGACUCUGUCGAAGGAAGUGAAACGGUGAAACGGAAAAAAGAUAACUCCGACAAUAAAGGAAAGUUAAAAAAAGUUAAAGAGAAUGGACAUGCCUUGAAAACCAAUACCAGAAAAUCGACUGACAAAGACAUGGAUGAUACUAUAAAUGCCAUUCUGAAUAACCUGGAAAAGGAAAUGAGCGACGUCGCUGAUUCGGAUUAUGGUUCGUCUAAACAAUCGGAGUUCGAAGCAACAACGUCGUCUUCCGGCACUAAUACGAGUCGCAGUACUAAGCAUGAACAGAAAAGCGACGUAACUAUCGGCACUCCGAAGAAAGCGAAUAAACGAAAUCACGCCAUACUUAAUGGACACUCCUCUGCUCAGAAUGAUAUGGAAAGCUCGAUCCAGGCGCUUUUAAAUGGCAUGCAAAGGGAAAUAAGUGACGUAGCGGAUUCAGAUCGUAAUCUGUUCGUAACUAAUAACUCAAAAUCGAAAACGCCACGACCCACCAAACCGUCAUCAGGUAAAAAGAAGAAAAAGAAGCUCGACAUCGAUUCUCUGGAGAAGCAACUUUUCUUGAAAAUGGCAGCGGAAUACGGCGAAAAGGAAACCAGCGAGCCUGCGGCAGCAUCAUCAGAAGUGCCGCACGAGAAGAAGAAAAAGAAGAAGAAGGCAUCGGAAGCGGAUGACUUCGAGUCUUCGAUUAUGUCUUCCAUCCUCAAGUGUGCUGCCCUCGUCGGCGAGGACGAACCGAAGAGCAGUCCUGCUUCGUCUCCUUCGAAGAAAGCGACUCGUAAGUCGGUUAGAUUCGACAACACAAUCACCGAAGCUUCGUUCAAUGCUUUUGACUCGUCGGACCUGUUGGAGAUAUCGCAGCUUCGAUCACCUACAUUGUCGUCUACGUUGAGGGGAAACUAGAAGAUGGUAACAUUUUCUAUUGAUGCAGUCAUCGUUUAUCAAAGCAGUGAAAAUUAUGUUAGCACAUUUUAGAUUAAAUGGAUCUGUUGAGAUAGUAAUAAAAAGUACAACCCCACGUUUUAUUAUUUCAAAUGUACCGAAGAAUAAUAUUGUGUCUUUGUCAUAUUUACAAAUAAAGGUACAAGGUGCAAUUUAAUGUAAAAUGUGUAAUAGACAAAUAAAAGCAAAAUCCUUAUGUUUGUCAUUA